UGAACUGAAUCGUGUGUUCCGAAAUUUCCUAUAGAUGGUCACCACCAGAAUCAGAACUCGAGACCACGGAACAAUCAUAUUAUCGAUCAUUUCAUUUCCGUAAUCAUCAAUAUUCCUUUAUCCAUACCGAUGUUCUCAUGCCAUUAAAAGAAAAAUAUAAUAUCGUUUUAUAUUAUUAUUAAUUCGCUUCUUAAAUUGUCGGCUCGCCGCAAUUUAAUACCAUUCGAAACUGUCGAUUGAUUGUUAUAGAUAUUCAAUGCAACAACCGGGAUGAAAAGUUAUUUUUAAGCAACAUUCCUCGAUAAUCGUGUUAAUCCGUUUAUAUAAUUUAUUUUAAAGUAAGGUAUUUAGAAAAUAAAAGCAUGUAUAUUUUGUUGUUCCUCCUAAAUUCGCAAUGCCCAAUGUUGGCCGACAUGCGUCUUUCUAAAACGUGUUUCAUGCCUUAUGGAUCCUGAGGUUGGUCCUGUGCUCCAUCGAAACGCGAAUUUGAUUUGCAUUCAGUUAAAUUUGGGCAGCAAUCAUGUCUUCAGGAAAGAAAGGAAAGAAAAAGAAGUGCAUAACUGUCGGUUUAAUGACAUUUUUGGCUAAAGAGAAUGAAACACCCACUGUGCUAAUGAAACCAAGUUGGGCAGAUGAUAUGGAAGAUGAACAUGAAGGAGGAUAUACAUCAAGAAGCAGCAAAGAACCAGUGGUUCUUCCAACUGCUCCCAGAGCUGCAAGAGACCCGCACGGUCUUGAUAACGAUGUCCCAACUAAUCCUCCCUAUGUAGCAUAUCUUUCUAAUCUUCCAUAUGAAGUGGAUGAAGCAUAUCUAACAGAAUUUUUCUCUGAGAUGAAGAUUUCGAGUAUACGUCUACCAAAAGAAUCUAAUAAACUUAAGGGAUUUGGAUACGUUGAAUUCGAAGAUCGUCAGAGUUUAAUCAGUGCUCUUAAUUUAUCCAAUACUCCUAUGAAAGCAAGAAGAGUACGAAUCGACGUUUCGAUCAGCGUCAAUGACGAUCGUCGCGGGGGUCGCAUGGGUAGAGAUAAUCGUAGAGAUAAUUACGAUGAUUCUGACCGUUCAUCUUGGAGAUUGGAUUGGAGAAGUGGUCCACGAGACAGUGCGCCUUCAGAGGGAGGAGAUUCAUAUCGAAGUCGAUACGACAACAGAGAGAAAAGAGAAGAUCGUGAAGGCGGUUUCGAGUUUGAUAAUAAGCCUGGUGGAUGGCGUGAAAAUACUGAUAGAGGAAGACCAAUGUUGAGAGAUAGAGGUGGCGGUGCUGGUGGUGCUGGUGGUGCUGGAGGUGGUGGUGGUGGCGGUGGCUUCAGAGCUGAUUAUGAUCGGGAUGGUCCACGAAAACCAACAAAAUUACCACCGCCUGGGGACGCUGAAUCAAGAAGUAGGCCGAAAUUGCAACUAAAACCCCGUACAAAACCUGUGGAAGCUGGUGCCGGAAACGAUGGCCAACCUAUAAAAGAAGAUUCAUCUACUGGACCACCUCCUGCUCCUGCCCCUGCUCCUGCUCCUGCUCCUGCUUCUGCUUCUGCUCCUACUCCUGCUCCUGCUCCAGCUCCAGCUCCUGCUCCUGCUCCUGCUCCUGCUUCUGCUCCUACCCCUGCUCCUGCUCCUGCACCUACUCCAUCAACCAACAUAUUUGGUGCCGCAAAACCUGUGGAUACUACAGCCAGAGAUAGAGAAAUCGAAGAGCGUCUUGUAAAGGCAUAUCCAGACACGAAGUUCAAAGAUGAAGGAGAAUCAGAGAAACGCGGCAAAGAUGGUACUUGGAACAGGCGUAAUGGAGAAGGUCGCGAUGAUAAGGAAAAAGAUAGAGGUCGACUAACUUGGCGAUCCGAAGACGACAGAAGUCGACGUAGCGAGAGACCAGCACCACAAAAUAAUCCCGUUCCAUCUGAUCAGUAUGGAGACUCUAGAGGUCCAACCUUCUCUCGUGGAGGACCUCCACCAUCGAAAGGUCCUCAAAGACCAAAUGAUACUCGUGGUUCAGAUAGGGAGCGGAAAGACAGAGAAAAAGACGAUAUCAGCAGAAUGCCAAAGGCAAAGGAUGAGCAAGCUCCAAAUUUCGUAGCUUCCAACAAGUAUUCCAUGCUACCUGAUGAUGUGGACCCUGACAAUAUUGAUGAUUAGUCCUGACCAUUAUACGUCAUCAAUGAAAUUGUGCCACAUCCAUCAUAAAUUGGUCUAUAUAUGCAUAUUAUUAAUUUGUUUUAUCUCUAUUAAAAAAUACUUAUCGAAUUGAUUCAUGAAUCAAGCACUAAGCUCUUGGUAUUACUUUACAGGAAUUAUUGUUGAUUUGUAUUUAAUCUAUUUUAUUAUUCUUAAUAUAAUUAUCAAUCUACAUAUGUAUUUACUUUAUAUUUCGGCAUAUGAACGUUCAGUACCAUUAAAUCGAUGUGAAAAACUAGACAACA
Molecule: messenger RNA, 2409 nt
Organism: Nomia melanderi (Alkali bee)
Lineage: Eukaryota; Metazoa; Arthropoda; Insecta; Hymenoptera; Halictidae
Gene: eIF4B
Product: eukaryotic translation initiation factor 4B
Molecular function (GO): RNA binding
Source: RefSeq, a predicted model, not a curated record